GACUUUCGGAAUGAAAAACAGUUUCCUUUUUGUCCAUGACGGGAGAGAGACUGUUACGGGUUAUCAAAACAACACAACAGAACGAUAGAUACGAGACGAGACCAUCGAUUUAAAUCGUGAAGAGGCAAAUUGUUCACUAACUCCUAGAAGAGGGAGAUGGAAGUGCAGGAUCCAGAAUCAGAUGUCCAGGCAUUGAGAAAAUUAUAUGGGCUUCUCCAAAGAAACCAAAACGACUCACAAUGUGCCUGUUCUGAUUACAUGUUGGACGAGAAAGCAAAAGUCUUCUUAAAGAACUUACUCGAUGGUGCUACUGUAAGGGUUUUGGCGGCUCAUUCACAGUUCACAUCAGCUCAGGUUGGUGUAUUUGAUGCAUCUCCUCCUGCUACUGAACUGGAGGAGCUAAAAGCCAUGCCAAUAUUGAGGCCACCAUUUUUGCCAGGUCUGUCAAAAAUUUCUCCUGGAGUCGCUCAAAGCACUGCUAAAGCUCUUAAAUUCAAACCAACUCCUCCACGAGAAGAUAAACAAACGCCUGUUAAGCGCACAAAGUGCUUCACUUCUGCCAUCGAACCUGAGAGUAGAAAAAGGUGUUGCAUGGCUGGCGAGCAAAGCUUUGUAAAGCAGACAAAAUUUAUCAAGGAUAACCAUGGCAUGGACAUUGAUAAUCUUCAUCGUCAUAGUGGGUCUUAUUGGGGUACAGGGCAGGUCAAAGGGAUAGAAAUUGAGAAGAAACCUCAUGAGACUGAUUACACGUCAAAAGAAGUUGCUGAUGCCUUCAAAGAGGUUGAAUUCCGCUUUCCAUCUUUGCAGCUAGCCUCUGAGCAUGGGGGUCAAUUAGGGAAGAGUGAAGCUCUACAUGGGUCCUCUGGAAGGAUGGCCAGUUCUAUUCCUGGGAUAGAUUCAGUUACUGUUGCAAAUGGACAUGGCAAAAAGAGCUGGAGGACACUUCAGGUCACCGGUCAGAGUGUGAAGGCCAUUUCAAGGAAAAUGGAAUGGAUGAGUCCAUUGGCGGGGAAAAAUGAUCAUCAUACACCCAGCAAUGCUCAUGAAUCUGCUCAAGGGUUGAUGCUCCCCCCAAAUCCAACCAAUAUCGUAAAUGUGGCAUCUACUUUGCCAUCUGCAACACCCCCGAGGGAGUUAAUCAGGAGUAUUGGGACGUCUCAAACAACAAAGCAGGUUUCUUCUUUAGGAUCCAUGGGUUUAACGAAUAAAAGAUUUGAAGUGGCAGAUUCAGUUCACAAACUGACUAAGGCCACAGAUACAACUCCAAGGGAGAAGAGUACACCAAAUCAGAUGAUUUCAAGGCCAAAACUGCUAGCUCAGAAGCAUAGUCAAUGUAUGUUGUCCCCUACUUUGUAUGGAAACGCGACGGACCAAGAGAACGGUGGAGUCCAAAAAAGUAGUAAGCGGGUGGCCCAAUGGAAAAUAUUGCCCUUUAGACAAGAAUCAGAAGCCACUAGUUCAUCCUCCAGCUGGACAACUCAGGAAGCUAGCCCUACACGUGGCCAAGGGGAUAUGAGUUCCACUAACAGUAGUGAUUGUGAAGGGUACUUCCUGCCAGGUCGGACGGUGGGCCCUUACAUGGGCCCUGCAAGUAGCAGCGAGAGCGAGGGGUAUCCAUUACCAGAUCAGGUACCCGCCCGUCAUCACAUGGAUCUAUCAUCCAGAGUAGUGAGUCCAGCAUCAACUAGUGUGGGUUCAGCCAAGGAUUCCAGAUCAGGCAACCGGGUAAAGCUGAAAAAACAAAGAGGUGGGUUUAGAAGGCUGAAAGACAAGCUGGCACUUGUGUUCCACCACCACCAUCACCACCACCACCACCACCACCACCAUGGUGAUGAUAGUGAUCAAAAGACCAAGGCAGGCCGUGGUACAUCUUUGUGGAAGAAUGCAGGGAAGAUUUUUCAUGGAAAGAGCAAACAGAAGGGUUAUGGAGAACAAGCAGUUGAAGAACAUAGGAAGCCAGUGGUUCGCAAGGUAGCAGAUAAGAACCAGCAUGGGCAUUUCCACAAACUUGUAAAGGGGCUCUUGGGUCAGGUACAGAAAUCUAAGCACUCGAAGCUAUCCAAAGGCGGCAUCAAACAGUUGGGAGGCAGCCGGCGUGGCAAUAAGAAGGUCGCGAAUAAGUUACAGUGGUGGAAAAUGUUUCGUCGCCAAAAGGCUGGGAAACCUCGGAGUAAACCAUAUGGCAACCUAGGAUUUGGGAAUAAGAAGCCCAGGUUUAAAGCAUUACCCAAGACUAAAUGAGCUCUUUUUUUUUUUGUGAUCGGCAACUAGAUGAGUUGUUAUGAUAGGCAAUAUGGUGGGAAACCAUCUACCAUCUUUUUAGAUGUAGCUAGCCACCACCUUCCCUCUCUCAUAGAUGAUCCAUCCACGAUGGAGGGCUGCCGAUGCACAGCCAUUUAACCUAUGGUUUUAGCCCUGCCCUUGAACAAGUUGUAUAUGUAAGAUCCACUCUAACUGAAGCUUAUGAUCUAAGCAACAACAAAUAAUUUGUAAGGAUUUUUUUUCCCAAAUUAAUGGUAUUUAGUCUCAAGAAAACUUUUGACUUAU
Rhododendron vialii is the source of this 2547-nucleotide messenger RNA. RefSeq lists its product as uncharacterized. The coding region runs from base 157 to 2241 and encodes 694 amino acids. NCBI's taxonomy places the organism in Eukaryota, Viridiplantae, Streptophyta, Magnoliopsida, Ericales, Ericaceae. The record is from RefSeq and is a predicted model, not a curated record. The transcript is spliced from 4 exons.